AACCAAUAUCCAGCUAGCUUUCUUUCUAAUGGAUCACUCCAGGAGCGGCACGGCGACUGACUGCUGUCUGAUUAAUCACAGGAAGAGUUUAAUUGUGGGGAUUAAAAGCCACAAAAGCUGAUGACCGAUGAACAAAAGGACAUUUCCCACUGCUGUCAGUGAUGGAGAACGAGACAUGGUCGCACCCUCCGUACAUCCCUGUUUAUCUCCUCCAUGGUGACCCGUUUGCCUCGAGACUCUCAAGAGAGGCGGAUAUUGUUGCAGCCUUUUACAUCUGUGUCAUAGGAAUCAUGUCCGCAACAGGGAAUGGCUAUGUCAUUUAUAUGACCAUCAAACGCAAGACCAAGUUGAAGCCUCCUGAGCUCAUGACUGUUAAUCUAGCCAUCUUCGAUUUUGGCAUAUCAGUGACAGGAAAACCCUUUUUCGUUGUCUCUAGUUUGUCUCAUCGCUGGUUGUUCGGCUGGGAGGGUUGUCGUUUCUACGGCUGGGCGGGCUUUUUCUUUGGUUGUGGGAGCCUCAUCACAAUGACCUUGGUCAGUCUGGACCGAUACCUCAAGAUCUGUCAUCUCAGAUACGGUACAUGGCUAAAACGGCACCACACCUUCCUGUGCCUGGCCUUUGUCUGGGUAUAUGCAGCCUUCUGGGCCACCAUGCCCCUGAUCGGCUGGGGAAACUACGCCCCAGAGCCUUUUGGGACCUCCUGCACAUUGGACUGGUGGCUGGCACAAGCCUCUGUGUCCGGCCAGAUCUUUGUCAUGGCCAUCCUGUCCUUCUGUCUUGUCCUCCCUACAGGCAUCAUUGUCUUCUCUUAUGUCAUGAUUAUCUUCAAGGUCAAGUCCUCUGCAAAGGAGAUUUCGAACUUUGACGCUCGCAUCAGAAACAGCCACAGCCUUGAAAUGAAACUCACAAAGGUGGCAAUGCUGAUCUGUACAGGCUUCUUGAUAGCCUGGAUCCCGUAUGCAGUGGUGUCUGUAGUGUCAGCAUUUGGUGAGCCAGAUUCGGUGCCCAUUCCUGUGUCUGUCAUUCCCACACUGCUGGCCAAGUCUGCAGCCAUGUACAACCCCAUCAUUUACCAGGUGGUGGACCUGAAAAAUUCCUGCACAAAAUCCUCCUGCUUUAAGACCCUGAAGAAACGCAGGCAUUGUAGAAAUUCAAGGUUCUAUACCAUCUCUGGUUCAUUACGGGACACUCCACCAGCCAAAGAAGCUCAUGUGGAGAUGUGAGACAGACUUUUUAGACUUUGUGACCCUCCUACCCUAUCUGCCUUGGACAGUUUGCCUUGUUCCCUGCCCUCAGUGCCCUACACUUACGUAAUCACACAAUCACACGCUGACUGUCACUGCUAUUACAUUAUCAACAGCGCACCAUUGUUACCAGUGGUUCUUGAGUCCUGCUGCUUGUCUCUACAUCCAUGCUGGAUCGCCGUGUGCUUCCCA
Messenger RNA from Epinephelus fuscoguttatus (brown-marbled grouper), 1436 nucleotides. RefSeq names its product opsin 5 (gene opn5). Gene Ontology annotation, cellular component: membrane. Gene Ontology annotation, biological process: G protein-coupled receptor signaling pathway; visual perception. Lineage: Eukaryota; Metazoa; Chordata; Actinopteri; Perciformes; Serranidae. Gene Ontology annotation, molecular function: G protein-coupled receptor activity. The transcript is spliced from 8 exons. The coding region runs from base 162 to 1223 and encodes 353 amino acids. The record is from RefSeq and is a predicted model, not a curated record.